AUUCAACUCAUUGUACUUCCGGUCGCACUGAUUGACUUUGAUCAUGGAAACGGAGAAAACUACAGAUGUUUCGAACUAUCUGAAAGCUUUGAAAGAAGCAAAUUCAGACAAUGAAAAGUUUGCAGCCUUAUUAAUGGUUGCAAAAAUAACAAAAAGCGACAAAUGUGACAUAGAAGUUAAAAGACAAAUAUUGGAUGCUGUUGGGAGUAAAUUCAUCUCUAGACUAUUGAAAACAAAAAAUGUACCAGCAGAUUGCCCAGCCAACAUUUACAAAUCAGUGGCAUUGUCAGUGUUAUCAGCUCUCUGCACAGACCAACAAGUGGCUGAGAGUCUAGUAUUAAGAGAAAAUGUGGCAUGUUUCAACAACAUAGUUGUCACAAACCCAAGUGAGGGAGACGUUGACGGUGAACAGCUGAUAGAUGACACGUACGACUGUUUCAACAGUCUCAGUCAGUCCCUGACUGGCCUUGAGACCAUGCUGGCCGCCGGCACUGUGGCAGCUUUCUGCGAUGUUGUUGUUACACAAACAUUUGGCUAUGAGAAGGCCCACGACCUGAUUUGCUGCAUGGUGUCGUGCUUUGGGCCAGACACCUGGGACGGGAUUGAAUGGUCCUACCAUAAGUACGUCAACUUCCUUGGCAAACAGUUUGUAGAGGAUGAGAGUAUCCAUAAGUUUGAGAUGUGUAAAACGCUGGUGUUCCUUUUGUCUGCUGCUCCAAAUGAUAAGGAGGAAACUGUGGAGCCUCCAUGGAUCAGACCGAUUGUCCAUGGCCUUGACAACAUCAUGCGGAGUAAGAUAGGCUCAGAGCAGCGUGAGCCGGCCCUGAAGCUGGCGUCCAUGAUGGUGCAGGUGUGUGGGAUCUACUCUCUCCAGCCUCCGUACACACCCGACUUCAAACUGUUCCUACUCACCACUCAUCUCUCUUGUGUUGAGGUCAGAAUGGUGCUGGAAGACACAGAUCUCACACAGGCAAACACCAAAGGGAGACUACUCUCAUCAUGCUACACUUACCUGGAGAACGUUAUCAACCAUCUGUCGUCUGGUCCACCGCUGGACCUUGAGGAACGGCAGGUUGUUCAACUACACAGCGCCAUGGUGGGUGCGUUCGGGGCUGUUAUACACUUUCUCAAGAGGGUGGCACUCACACCAGAACUUCAGUGGAACAGUAUCCUGCUGGCGACGGUGCGUGUGUUAGGAGCCUGGAUGGCGGAGGAGACCGCCGCACUCCGAGAGGAAAUCUACGAUCUCAUUCCCUUCCUUGUACAACUCAGUAAAAUGUGCAUUCCCCCAUCAAAUAAACCCGACUGUAAAGAUGCUUCAACCGAGACAGUGAAAAGUGAUCUUAAACUUGAUAGUAAUGAAAAUAUAGCUGAUGCAACUAGUAGCUCAAAUACAGAACAACCAGUCAAACAGGACAAAUCUGAAAGUGACACAGUGAAAAAUGGUGAAAGACAAUCUAAUGGCAGUGAAACAGAAGGGAAAGUGGUUGAAAUGGACUGUGAUAGUGGACCAGAGAGUGAGAAGAAAUCUGAAAGGGAUCAAAACCUAGAGGAUAUUACUAAACCAAGUAUUGAUGUAGAAAUGAAAUCCAAUGGGAACACUUUAGACAUAAAUACUGUGAUAGACACUCAUACUGAAGUUGAGGGGGAACCAGACAAGACUGGACCAGAGACAAAGUCUCAAGGUGUGUCAACAGAUGCAGAGAAUGAGGAUGGGUACACAGACGCAAUGCAGGAGAGGGUUAGAGAUGCUAACCUCGAGAAAGACAUCCUCACUGAGGAAGAGUUGCAGGAGCUACAUGUUAAAGCUGACAUCCUGCACUACCUGUUACCUGGCCUGUGUCACCUGACAGCAGAGGAAGAGCCACGGAAGCUGUUGAUGGAGAGUGGGGCUCUGGGUGUGCUUGAUUUGUACAUGUGGAGGGCCUGGGAACGCUUGAUCACCCACGGAGCCAGGGGCAGGGAAACACUGUCCUGCCUUGUGAUCCUGUGCAACAUAUUCCUGAACUUGAUCAUCGUUGAGCCGGCUGUCGUACCCGAGAACAAGGAAUUUUCUCAUAUCCUUCUAUUGGUUGUCAAAGGCAUCCAUCUCAUAGAACAUGAAGACAAGCUGUUAGUGCUGUGGUCCCAUCUGAUCACCCUAGGACUCAUGUUGAUGAGAGCACUCAAUAAAACUGCAGGAGACUUUCUAGAGCCUGAGAGCAUCAAAAAGUUUUACCAGUCGUCUGUUCGCUUCCUGAGCGGGGCUUACACAGCGCGACACAAGAAGAAGGGAGCCGUCCUUGACAUUGUUGAGCCAUACAAGGUCGUCUGGGAACAGAUCUCACAAACAUGGUUCCUUAGCAUGCAAGCGUUUGCAGCUUGUAUUCCCCUGUAUGGGGAGUUGCCGGGCCUGAUAUUGGCGUCAUCCUGGCUGCCUUCCAUGAUCAAGGUCAUCUCAGAUGUCAAACCAAACACAGUUGCCGAGGAGACAAAGAGCUGUUUCCAGUUGCUAUUGACAACACUUGCCCGGGAGAACAAAACUGCACGUGCUGUGAUCAAAGACAAGGGUGGGGAUGCACUCAACAGGUUUUUCAAGUCAAGAGAGUUCAACAACACAUUGAAUGCUUCCUGAAUAGUUGUAUGACCGGAGGAUUUGGAAGUAUUGUGACUCCAUGUGUAUGGGAUCAUGCAUUUAUUUAUUAUAAAUUUCCUUUAUUGGAACAGUUUGUUAAUGAUUGAUUUUAAUUUUCUCUUGAAUGAGAGAAGAUUGGGCUGAAUGAUGCAGUCUGCUCACAGCUACUGUCAGGGCAGGAUAUUGUAAUGGGCCCAGGUUUUUCAAGAUAGGGUCUCUGUGACGUAGUUGAUGUUAGUAGUUUGUCAACCUUGUAUUAGACUUCUUCUUAAAAAUACUGUUGGUUCGUAACUUUCAUUUAGUAUUUAUGACAUUUUUGUGAACCAAGUCAUACAUUUAAAAUCUAUGUGAAUAUAACUUUACCGAGUUUUGCUGAUGAAUAUAAUUUUACAUUGUUGUGGUGAAUUUUAAUCUUGCAAAAAUUUUGAAAAUUGACCAAUGCCAAACAAGUGCGAAAUAAAAACCUCAUAAAUUUACAUUAAUUUGCAGUUAAUAUUUACCAGAAACACCAACCCUAAACACUUCAUGAAGAGUCUGACUAUAUAAGAUAGAAAUCAAAACCAUUGAAACAAUUCCAUGUAUUUGUUGAUAUUUAUAGAUGUUUGUAACGACAUGCGGUAUAUGAUCUGUUGUUUUUAUACAUGUGUAAGCACUGAUGAUGCAUCAAGGCCAUGUUGAUUCACUGAGACUUAAUUCUAAGUGUUCAAAGUAGCUCAUUUGAUCAUUUUGUGUAUUGUAUUUAAAGCAAUUGAAAUUACACUUCAUUGGAAUCAUCUCCUUAAUUGUACUUUCAUUCUGUCAAGGUUAUUCAGCGUGAGAAUCUAUUGAAAUUCAAGUUGAUGUGCAUUUGAUGAUUUGAGGAAUGUUUGACUAAAUUAAACAAUUAUGAAUAAUUGGUUUAUGGUGACAUCACUGACAUGUAUAUGUCAAGAGCAUGGUGACUAUGGCGUGGUCAUUUUUCAUAUCAACCUUGUCAUAUAUACAUUAUUGAAACGUUUAGGUUAAAAAAUAUUGAUUUAAUAAAUAUACAUUGAAACAACACAUAAUAAACACAUAUCAUGAUAAGGAUUGGAAAGAUAGCUGAAAGCUAACAUUAUAACAUCUCUCCUAUGGGGAAGGUUAAAAAGUAUACAGAGCAGAAUACAAACAUGUCUAACUCUCCUAUUCUAUAUAUGUUGCAUUUUAGUAAGUAUAAUUUAAAAGGACCAUUAACUCAGUGUAAAAUUGUGUAGUAAAUGAAAAUUUAACUUUGUUUAAAGUCUUCAUUUUAAGCAAAAUAUUGCCUUCCGAUGUAGCAUAAAGGACGUAAUUUAUCACGUGGUAUACAUACACUGGAACUGUUAUUUUCUGUAAUAAAGCUGGUUUCAAUAUUUUUAGAUACAAAUGAUGAAAGUUAAGCAUUGAGUCAAGCUCUUCAAGACUGACAGAUUUUCUUGUUAAGUAAGAUGAAUUUGACAUACUGUCGGUUCCGGUGCGGACAUGUUGUCAUUAUUUUGUGAUUGUUAUUUUUUUGUCAUUUUGAUAGGUUUUGCUGUGGAGUGUUUUGAAUUUUUAAAACAUUGUUAAACGUAUAUUUUUCUCUAGUAUUUACUGUAAAUGUCUUUAAGAUUUUGAAGUUUUCUACCAUAGAUGUUGAUACAUGUGUAAAUACUGUUUGUUUUUAUAUUAACAGACUGUUAUUCAACAAAACUUGCAUAUCAGUAUUAAAUUACCAGCAAUGCAAAUCUCAUACUGUAGUUAUUUUACCGUUAUCAUAUGAGCACAGGUCAUUCCAAACAUUGAAUUUCUUAUAAAAUAAUUUCAUCUAUCACAUAACAAUUCUCUGACUGUCAAACUAUUUGAUAUAUUGAAUUGAAAAAUAUUAUGGUUUAUUGAAAGUCAGCACAAGUUCACAUGGUAUGCACCAGUCAAUUGUAACCACCGCCCCUCGUAUACUGGGGAUAGCGGGGGAAAUUGGCUGUGUUUUUACCUGUCAUUCACCCCGCAGUGCCAGCUGAAUGCGGUGGCUUGUUUUCACUCCAAAUAUAUUGGGGAAUGGGCCUUACCUAGGUAUUCCCAGGUGCGGGGGCAUUUGGCGGGGAUUUUUCCAGCAGUUUGUCCCCACAGGGCGAGGCUUUAACCCGGGAUUUUCUGGGGGGGG
Molecule: messenger RNA, 4754 nt
Organism: Mya arenaria
Lineage: Eukaryota; Metazoa; Mollusca; Bivalvia; Myida; Myidae
Exons: 19
Coding region: 44-2614 (856 amino acids)
Biological process (GO): neuron projection development; regulation of neuronal synaptic plasticity
Cellular component (GO): dendrite
Source: RefSeq, a predicted model, not a curated record